AUGAAGCGAUCGAGAAAGAAUGAUGUGGCCAUCGUGUUGUUCUUGAUCUGCGGUGUCUUGGGCUUCCUGCUCUACUAUCAGGAAGGCUCCAUGAUCCGCGUGUUUGGAGGGUCCACACCCGCCACAGCCAAGCCACCACCAUUGGUGUCUGCUUGCACAUCCUAUCGAGAGUAUCCAUUUCCGAAACAUCACACGGGGUUGCCCUACCUGGCAGAUGCCUUUGCAUCCCAUAACGCCCAGUAUGUUACCUUUGUCGGAAUCAAUCGAGGAAAAUGCAGCGAAGAAUGGAAGCUGGCCGACAGCUUUGCCACUUUUCAUGACCCCGAAUAUCACCGAUUCAUGUGCAUCUUCAAGAGUGGGAGUGGUAGCCGGACUCAUGUGCUGAGUGACUUUAUUCAUUCUCCGGGAUCGCAUGACCCGAUAUAUCUCAUUCAAUGCAAAAUCCCAAAACAAUUUCAGGAAUUGAUACUACCGGGGCAAGAUACCACGACUUUGCAUGUAGAUCUCCAUGCCAUGGAAGAUAUGGAACUGCCCAAAUUGGGACAGCACCACCAACGUCUGUACAACAGCACCGAGGUGGACCUGACUCCAGCCGUCCCCGACAUUCCCAUUUGUCACCCAGCUUUUCCCGCCGAGAAAAAGUUGAAAACCAAACAAUUCAAGCUUGUGGGAUACCUCCCCAUCACGUCCAACUAUGCACUGGAUUCCCGCAAAGGAGAAGAAAAUAAGACUCUGUGGUCCUCGGCACACCGACUACCGGAAUGGAUCGACUAUCACAAGAGCCAGGGCUUUGAUCAUUUUAUCAUUUACGACAAUGACAAGGAACCACAGGGUCCCAUUGAACAGAUUCUGCAACCCUACAUUGCGUCGGGACUGGUCUCGUACCGCUGGUUUCCUCUCGAAAAUUGCAUGAGUCAAACCGAGCACCGACGUAUGGAUACAGCGCAAAUCGCGGGAUCCUUGGCGGCAUUUCAUCGGUUGGGCUUUACCACGCACUAUUUCAGCUAUCACGAUGGCGACGAAUACAUGGUGCCGCUCCAAGACGGCAAGACUGUCGCUCAGAUUGCCGAGGCUGCCAUGGAACGGGAUCCCACCCUGGACGCACUAGAGUGGCGUCCGACCGUCAUGACACCCUGCAAUGGGACCAAAGUCCAACCAGGGGGCAGCGUGUUGGCAAAAUGGAAAUGUCUCACAGACGAACACUAUGCCGAUGUCAAGCUUAUUUUGCGAGUGUCCAGCAUGUUUUACUUUUGCAUCCAUUAUCCCGUCAUAGCCGUCGGAGGAAGGCGGCCCAAUGCGUACCGAUUGAACGACACGAAUGAAGGUUUCUUGGCGCAUUAUCGACCCGAAAAUGAUCCGGGAGGCACAAGACGGGACGAGUACAGUGGCCUCGUUUUGAAUGACUAUCACGACGAAGUUCACUACAUGGAUCACUUUCUCCAACAAAGACAAUCCGUAUAA
This is a messenger RNA of Seminavis robusta, 1461 nucleotides long. NCBI's taxonomy places the organism in Eukaryota, Bacillariophyta, Bacillariophyceae, Naviculales, Naviculaceae. The record is from the annotation of a GenBank genome assembly.